AAAAACUGCAAUAGAAACAUAAAUGCCUAGAAAGAAGCCAUUUAGCUCGAAGCAGAAGAAGAAACAACUACAAGAAAAAAGGCAAAGAAAACAAGCAAAUGGGCCUGCUUACUUACAAAACAGUUCCGACAGUGAGGGGUCUGGUACAGACAGCCAGGCUCAUGGAGGUAACCAAAAGGUGCACCGUGAUAAUGCAGCUGAGAAAGCAGGGUUAGAUACAGGGUUAGAUGUGCUGGAGGUUAACUCACAGCCGUACAACUAUUCCCAUGGCAAAUAUGAUCCAAACAGAUAUCGUUUGCACUUUUUCAAAGAGAGUAGAGAUGAUAUGGCCAAGAGGAAGGAGAAGGCUCGACACCCUUAUAAUCCCUUACCAGAGGAAAGUCUUGAGAUGGACUUAGAUAUUGAUGAAGAGAAUUUUAUUGAUAUUCCAAAACGUCCACCGUGGGAUUACAAACUUUCCAAGAAACAGUUAGAAAAUAAUGAAGAGAGAUAUUUCAAGAGUUAUUUAGAUGAAAUAUUCAGUAAACAUAAUGCGGAAGAACUAAGCUAUAUGGAGUUGAAUCUAGAAACAUGGCGUCAGUUGUGGAGGGUGCUUGAAAUGUCUGAUGUUUUCCUGAUUAUCACCGACAUAAGACAUCCAGCCAUGCAUUUUCCACCAGCACUAUAUGCAUAUAUCACAGAGGAGCUGAAAAAGUCAGUUAUUAUUGUUCUCAACAAAGUGGACCUAGCUCCACCCUCAUUGGUUGUUGCCUGGCAACAUUACUUUAAACAGCAUUUUCCAUUGGUCAAUGUUGUUUGCUUCUCUUCAUUUCCAAAAUCAACAGAAGAGAUGGAGCAGAUGUCUAAAAAAGUUGGAAAAGUUGUGUUCAAGAAAAGAAGACGUGGAACAUACAGAGCUCUUGGACCUCAAGAAUUACACACUGUGUGUGAGAAGCUGGUACAGGCAGAAGUUGACCUUUCAAGUUGGAAACAUAAAAUUGAAUUAGACCAAGGUGUUGAGGCAGAAGAUAGUGAUGAUGAUGAUGACAAUGCUGAAGAUGUUGAUGUUGACAAUGAUACGAAGGGUAAACAAGUUAGACCUGACCAUACAGAUAUAUAUGAAGAACAUGAGAAGUAUAAAGAUGGAGUUUUAACAAUCGGUUGUGUUGGUUUCCCAAAUGUUGGAAAGUCAUCAGUGAUAAAUGGCCUCAUGGGUAAGAAGGUGGUAAGUGUAUCACGGACACCCGGUCACACGAAGCACUUUCAAACAAUUUACCUCACAUCUACAGUCAAACUGUGUGACUGCCCUGGGCUUGUGUUCCCAUCCAAGAUAGAUAGAGAUUUACAGAUUUUAGGUGGAAUAUAUCCUAUUGCUCAAGUAAGAGAGCCAUAUUCAACUAUUAACUACCUGGCUGAAAGACUGGACUUGCCGAGAAUACUUCAGAUAAAACCUCCAGAUGAUGAUGUUGAUAUAACAACAUAUAGAUGGUCCGCCAUGGAUAUAUGUGAAGCAUGGGCUGAUAAAAGAGGGUUCCUGACAGCAAAAGCAGCAAGACUUGAUUCUUAUAGAUCUGCUAAUAAUCUUCUUAGAAUGGCUCUCGAGGGAAGGAUAUGUCUUUGCCUAUAUCCGAAAGGUUUCAUGAAAAAUAAAGAUUUCUGGGAAAAUCAUGAUCAUACAGCCGCUUUCAUAGAGUUAAAAAAACAUUACAAACAAAAAAUACAAAGCCCCUGCUAA
Molecule: messenger RNA, 1714 nt
Organism: Ruditapes philippinarum (Manila clam)
Lineage: Eukaryota; Metazoa; Mollusca; Bivalvia; Venerida; Veneridae
Product: guanine nucleotide-binding protein-like 1
Exons: 14
Coding region: 23-1714 (563 amino acids)
Molecular function (GO): GTP binding; GTPase activity
Source: RefSeq, a predicted model, not a curated record